Messenger RNA from Symbiodinium natans, 846 nucleotides. The record is from the annotation of a GenBank genome assembly. NCBI's taxonomy places the organism in Eukaryota, Dinophyceae, Suessiales, Symbiodiniaceae.
AUGGAGCUGCUGCGCACCCGAGUGUGUGAGUGGCAACCUGUCGGCAUCGACUCACUGGCCAUUGCACCCUCGGGGGCCGGUUCUUCACCCCGCCUCGCGGUCGGCCGAGAGAACGGAGCGCUCGAGCUCUGGGACACCGAGACCUGGCACUUGCGAAGCUCCGCCCCUGGCAACUCUCGGCGGCGACCGAGAAGCCUCGUUUGGGUGCUGGACUCUGCAGAAGGCCCGCCGAAGCUGCGGCUGAUAUCUGCUGGGCUGCACGGCGAAGUCACGGAAUGGGACGUGGAUACGCUGGAGCCGAUCGAAACUUGUUCUCCAGGCGGCGGCGCCAUCUGGGGACUGUCGGUGCAAGGGGAACACCUCUUUGCCGCUUGCGACGAUGGCACAGUCCGCGUUGUGUCUUUGGCGGGUGGAGCAGGGUCGCUGAUGUACACCAAGCGCAUCAGCGUGGCCACCUCCCGUCUCCUUAGCCUGGCAAUUCAGGACAGGGCAGUCUUUGCUGGAGCUGACGGCAAGAUCUCCAAAUGGAGCAUCGAAACUAGCGUGUGCGAAGGAAGCAUGCAAUUGGAGAAGCCUCCACAAGGGCAGACACUGAUUUGGAGCCUGGUAUCUCUCGAGGACCAGAUGCUGGCCAGUGGGGACAGCCUGGGAUUGGUGCAGAUCUGGGACACGGUGGCCUGUGUGCUCCUCCACCGAUUCGCUCAGCACCAGGCCGACGUCCUUGCCUUAGCUGCGAGUGGUGAUGGACGGACGCUCCUCUCUGGCGGCGUUGACGCGAAAAUCUCUGAGUUCGGGCGCCAAAAGGGCAGCCAGGAGAAGCUGCUCGACAUGGGGUUUAGGGUUUAG